GCGCGGGUGUCAUUUGCCGCCGAGCGACCUGCCUACACGUCAAAAUGCCACAUGGACACCCCUACCACGGCUAUGGCGCCUAUCCGCCACAUCAAUAUCCUCCUCCCCCUCCCGGCCAUCCCAUGUACGCCCCUGCGGGGGUAAUGUACUAUCCUAUGCACCCCGCAUAUUUCUACCCUUACCCUCCACCCCAACAACCAGUCGACCCCGUCCAGGUCGUCGAUGGGGAGGAAGAAGUUGUCCCCGAACUACCUGGGGAAACCGUUGAACUGCCGUGGAGUACAUACCGUUGGGUGCCAGCGUGCCUGAGCCAGCGCAGCAUUCCUCCAGGAGCGCUGCGUGUCGGCGUUGACGCAGACGGUGAGGAGAUCUACGCCGGCCGUGCACACCAUGAAGGCCAUAUCAUGCCUGCUAAGGUCAUCCCUUCCAAGAACUCUUGCUACAUCUCCUUCAGGGGAGAAGAGAUCUUAAAAGAUCAAUUUGAGGUGCUAGUCCCGGCUAUGUUCGCAUGGCAGUUUUCAUCCAACGGUGAAGUGCCUCCAGGCGCGGUAGAGGCCGGACAGACUGCCAGCGGUGAGAAGCUCUACUUCGGCAGGGUCACCCAUGAUGAGUGCACCACUCCUGGCAAGAUCCACCCAAGUCACGGAACCUGCUAUUAUCCGUUUGACGGGGAAGAGCGAAGCUCCGCCGAAUACGAGUGCCUCGUGCUUAUGUAAAUAACAUACGUGUCAACGUUCAUCUACACAACAUCUCUUAUGAAAAUACCGAAAUAAAUUAAAUAAAAUUUAAACGUGGGUUGGUUGAAAUUGAAAAUUGAUGUACAAACAUAAGUUUUUACUAUUAAGUAUUUAUCAAAAAGCACCCGCAGGUCUUAUUUUCUUAGCAAAAAAGUUAAUAUUUGCUCAUAAUUUAUGUUCAUUUCGAGGUUGUUGUUUACUGGUCAAACAAAUGUAGAUGUAACUGUUAUAUAUAGAGGUA
Molecule: messenger RNA, 978 nt
Organism: Hyposmocoma kahamanoa
Lineage: Eukaryota; Metazoa; Arthropoda; Insecta; Lepidoptera; Cosmopterigidae
Exons: 5
Coding region: 45-716 (223 amino acids)
Source: RefSeq, a predicted model, not a curated record